Dipodomys spectabilis (banner-tailed kangaroo rat) is the source of this 1903-nucleotide messenger RNA. RefSeq names its product solute carrier family 27 member 6 (gene Slc27a6). Bases 1 to 1860 code for a protein of 619 amino acids. The transcript has 11 exons. The record is from RefSeq and is a predicted model, not a curated record. Gene Ontology annotation, molecular function: long-chain fatty acid-CoA ligase activity; long-chain fatty acid transmembrane transporter activity. NCBI's taxonomy places the organism in Eukaryota, Metazoa, Chordata, Mammalia, Rodentia, Heteromyidae.
AUGCUGCUGCCGUGGCUGGCGGGACUCGGGGCGGGGGCGCUCGCCCUGCGCCUGGUGCAGGGACUGCUGUUCCCCCACUUCUGGGACGACCUCCGGUUCCUGCUGAAGGUGGUCCGCCUCGGGGUCCGGCUGGAGCUGUACCGAUGGCGCGGGGAGCCGGUCACCGUGCUGGACAGGUUCCUGAGCCGGGCCCGGGAGCAGCCCGGGAAGCCGUUCCUCGUGUUCGAGGGCGCCGUUCACACCUACCGGGACGUGGACCGGAGGAGCAGCCGCGUGGCCCACGCCUUCCUGCGCCGCUCCUCGCUGCGGAGGGGCGACACGGUGGCCCUGCUGAUGAGCAACGAGCCCGACUUCGUGCACGUGUGGCUCGGGCUGGCCAAGCUGGGCUGCGCCGUGGCCUUCCUCAACUGCAGCCUCCGCGCCGGGCCGCUCCUGCACUGCGUGCGCGCGUGCGCGCCCGCCGCGCUCGUGGUGGGCGGAGAUCUUCUCGGGAAUGUGGAAGAAGUCCUCCCCAGCAUCCCCAAAGAAGUCAGUGUCUGGGGCCUGAAAGACUCUGUUCCUCCAGGCAUGACUUCUCUCACACAGGAAUUGCGCGAAGCCCCAGAAGACCCUGUGCCUCGCAGCUACCACAUCACCUCAAACCUCAAGUCUACUUGUCUUUACAUUUUUACCUCUGGAACAACAGGUCUACCAAAAGCAGCUGUGAUUACUCAGUUGCAGGCGAUAAAGGCUUCAGCUGGACUGUGGGCUUUCGGUUGUACAUCUGAGGACAUUGUAUAUAUAACCCUGCCUCUCUAUCAUAGUUCAGGGGCUCUUCUAGGCAUAAGUGGUUGUGUUGAGUUGGGUGCCACUUGUGUGUUAAAGAAGAAGUUCUCAGCAAGCCAGUUCUGGCUUGACUGCAAGAAGUAUAACGUGACUGUGUUUCAGUAUAUUGGAGAACUUUGCCGCUACCUUUGCAAGCAACCUAAGAGAGAAGGAGAAAAGGACCAUCAAAUACGAAUGGCAGUUGGGAACGGUAUACGGAGCGAUGUCUGGAGAGAAUUCAUACACAGAUUUGGGAAUAUCAAGAUGUGUGAACUGUAUGGAGCUACUGAAGGAAACAUUUGUUUCAUGAACCACACUGGGAAGAUUGGAGCUGUGGGAAGAACAAACAUGUUUUACAAACUUUUUUUCGCUUUUGACUUGAUAAAGUAUGAUUUUCAGAAAGAUGAACCUAUGAGGAAUGAACAGAACUGGUGUAGCUCUGUGAAAAAAGGUGAACCAGGACUUCUUAUUUCUCCUGUGAAUACAAGGAAUCCCUUCUUUGGCUAUGCUGGUUCUUACAAGCAUACAAAAAGCAAACUGAUUUUUGAUGUUUUCAAGAAGGGAGAUGUUUACUUUAACACAGGAGACUUGAUGGUCCAAGAUCAGGACAAUUUCCUGUACUUUUGGGACCGGAUUGGAGACACUUUUAGGUGGAAAGGGGAAAAUGUUGCAACCAUGGAGGUGGCUGAUGUCAUUGGAAUGCUGGAUUUCAUACAGGAAGCUAAUGUGUAUGGUGUCACUGUGCCAGGUUAUGAAGGAAAAACAGGAAUGGCUGCCAUUCUUUUAAAACCAAAUAAGUCUUUAGAUUUAGAACAAAUUUAUGAGCAAGUUGUGGCGACUCUCCCAGCAUAUGCCUGUCCACGAUUUUUAAGAAUUCAGGAAAAAAUGGAGACAACGGGGACAUUCAAGCUGCAGAAGUUUCAGCUGGUAGAAGAAGGAUUUGAUCCACUGAAAAUUUCUGAACCACUUUACUUUAUGGAUAGCUUAAAAAAAGCUUACAUUCCAUUGACCACAGAACUUUAUGAUCAGAUAAUGUUGGGGGAGAUCAAACUAUAAGACUAGAGGUAGAGAUUUUCACAGGCUUUCCUAGGAAGAGAGG